ACCAGAGCUCUGGAAAUAUAGGCAGCAUCUCUUACAGUUCCAGUCACUUUUCAGCAAUACAUUGAACAGCGACCACCUCACAGCUAGCUAAUGUAAGCAGUGGUAAAUUAAACCUACGCAAAAAAAUAAAAAUUAUAAUAAUUAAAAUUCUGCUAGUUUUAAAUCUAAACUAUGCAAGCAGAAAUGUUGGUUACAUUAGCAACAAUCCUGCUGAUUUUCCCAGUCAUUGAGCAAGUGGCGGCGAUGGAUGUUACAGAUCUUCCAGAUAACCAGCAAGACAGGGAAAAAUUGUCCAGCCAACAAAAAGGACGCCUUUCUCUGCAGAAUACAGCUGAGAUACAACACUGCCUGGUCAGUGCUGGCGACGUUGGAUGUGGCGUUUUUGAGUGUUUUGAAAACAACUCCUGCGAAAUCCAAGGACUGCAUGAGAUAUGCAUGAAUUUUCUCCACAAUGCAGGAAAGUUUGAUGCACAGGGUAAGUCAUUUAUCAAAGACGCGCUCAAAUGCAUGGCUCAUGGUCUGAGACAAAAAUUUAGCUGCAUCAGCCGCAAGUGCCUGGCUAUCAAGGAGAUGGUGGUUCAGCUGCAGAAAGAGUGCUACCUCAAGCAUAACCUGUGCUCAGCAGCGAAGGAGAACGUCAUUGUCAUGGUCGAGAUGAUCCACUUUCAAGACCUCAUUCUGAAGGGACCUUACGUGGAGCUGGUGAACAUCCUGCUGAGCUGUGGGGAGGAGGUGAAGGAGGCCAUCACCCGGAGCGUGCGUGUCCAGUGUGAGCAGAACUGGGGCGCUCUGUGCGACAGCUUGGGCUUCUGUGCGUUCAGCAAGCAGGGAGAGCAGAGUGCAGCAACCAGGGCCCCGGAGAAGAGGCACGGAGAAGGUAGCAAUAAGAGUGGCAGUAGAGACCCCGCUGACCCGAGCCAUCAGCACCCUGAACCCGAGCGAGACCACACCAGGACCUCCAGAGGAGACAAAGAGAAAGGCAGCAAGGUCCACCUGAACGCUCACACCCGAGUUCGCUCCAGCAGUCCGAGUUCAAGACGUCUCAGCGGGGAAACCGACAUCGCAGAUGAAGAAGACCCUUUAACGACAGACAUCAGGAGGUGAAGGAGAGAGACGCAGACUCCACCAGAACUUUUCAGCAUUUUUUUUUUUUUUUUUUUAAACACAAAAACUCAGAUUUCCCAUCAACGGACAUUCCAAAAUCAUACACAAGAAAGCUUAGGUUAUGUGUGGUGCAGUGCGUUAUGAAUGGCCUGAUUAUUCUCAAUCCAUUUCCAGAUACUGUAAUCUCUUUUCUUUAAAAUCAUAUAACAUCUUUCUAUUAUUAUAAUAUUAUUAUUAUUAUUAUUAUUAUUAUUAUUAUUAUUAUUAUUAUUAUUGUUAUUAUUUAUUUCUUUCUUUACCUUUACAUUUUUUUUAAAACUAUAUGUAUCCAAGCGUUGAUAGAGCUUUGGUUAAUAAUGCUGCUUAUAGUUAAAAGUUUCUUUAGAAUAGUGCAGGUUUGUCAGUAGAUGUGUGUCAUAUAUUUUAUGUCAGUAUAUAACUUGAGAUCUGUUUGUAUAUUAAUUAUAUACUUGAUUGAAUACCAACUUGCACUGGUUUUUAGUCCUGUUUUGGCACAUAUAACAUAUAGUGCACAAGGGUACUGGCAUAAAUAAGAAGCCUCAAUUAAACAAAAUUGAUUUUUUGCCAGAGGAAGAGUUUGAAAAUAGUUCAGUACAAUAGUUCUACGCUGGCAUUUCCCUCCCUUAUGUCGCUGUCUGAUAUUAACACGAUCAAUUGCAAACAAUACAUCAUUAUCAAAUGUCAUUGAAACCAACCAGUUUUUUGUUUUAAUGUUAUAUUUAUUUAUUUUUUCGGCAUUUCAAAUUCAGGGAAACAAUCGUCAAAAGGUAUAUCAUAACUGCACACAUAUUCCAUAUUACUUUACUUGAAACCUUUUUUUUCUUUUUUUAAAACAAGGUUGUUUUUUGUAUAAUUGGUAGCACCCCCACACCCCCCUGUCCCAACUAAACCAGAAUAAAGUGUCUCUAGAGGUAUUUACUGUUCAAUACCGGCAAAGUAACGUAACCAAUGGAUCAGCUUCUGGAAUUAGGCUAUGCCUUCACGAGGCACUUCAUGAGUUCUGUGAUUCAAAAUGUAAUAUUUACCAAGGCCAUUCCUGGAAUUCCGCUGGGAGACGGCAGGAAUGUGUUUCUGCUGACACUUGAAACUGCCUUACUGGUAUUCUUAUGGUCGUUCAAAUUUUCUUCCUGUUUUCUGCUUUUAUAUAAGUUAGCUGUUUUGUAAAGCCAGGCAUUUAACCAAGCAACUUAAAAAAAAAAAAAAAAAAAAAAAAAUCAGGGUUUUGUGGGUAUUUUUGUUUGUGACAACUUUUGUGUGAAGGUUUAUGUGUUUGUCUACUGAUUCCAUUUAUUAUCUAUAUUGUAAAUAUGUAUCAUUUCUAUUUAUUGCAGUUUCUUUUGUCCGUUAUAUAAGUUGUUGGAAUUGCGCCCAUCCCAUCAUAUUCCAUUACCUGUGUUGUAUAUAUUAAUGCCACUAGUGAGUUUUGUUAAGCAACCUAAUAUAAUUUUAUACAAUUCCAUAAUGUUAUUGACAGUGGUGUUAUGCAUUAUUUAUUAAACUCUUUCUUUAUGUCUAACCA
This is a messenger RNA of Acipenser ruthenus (sterlet), 2644 nucleotides long. Its product is annotated as stanniocalcin-2-like. The transcript has 4 exons. Gene Ontology annotation, biological process: intracellular calcium ion homeostasis. The record is from RefSeq and is a predicted model, not a curated record. Gene Ontology annotation, cellular component: extracellular region. The coding region runs from base 172 to 1104 and encodes 310 amino acids. NCBI's taxonomy places the organism in Eukaryota, Metazoa, Chordata, Actinopteri, Acipenseriformes, Acipenseridae. Gene Ontology annotation, molecular function: hormone activity.